AGAGGUGGAACAAUAGGGAGCAAGCUUGGCCGGAGAUGCACUACAAUGUUAGAAGAUGCAUCAAGGACAGACAGCUCAGUCAUUCAUUCACUCUAGGCCCUUACAAUCAGGCGUAAUCAUGGAAUCUAAACAGGCAUCGAAAUGUUUUCGUUUAGUUGUGAUUAUUUCAUUGCUUUCCAUCGUUGUCUAUUCAGUAAGUCUGACCAUCUUAGUGGUAAAACUUGUUCGCAAUCACGCUGAUUUACAAACUUAUACCACGAGACUCGAGAAGCGGGUUGAACAGAUUGAGAAAAUCGUCUCGGCCCGUUCGACGGAAAGCCCUGAUACAGGAGAYGAUGUAGAGCGCCUUGUCAACGAGGUGGCUACAUCAGAUGAGGAAGAGUACGCCAGAAGCAAGCGAGCUGACAAGAAAACAAGAAGAAGGAGAAGAAGGAAGGGGGAGAAAGGUGAUCCAGGUCCUCCCGGGCCAAAAGGUGACAAGGGGGAACCUGGGGAGAAAGGAGACAAAGGUGAUCAGGGUCCUCCUGGGCCCCAAGGAAUACAGGGCCGUCAAGGAGCACGAGGACUUAGAGGACCUCGAGGCGCACCUGCCCCAAAAGAUAACAGUUCACUGAUUGCUGAAAGUGCACACCUUGUUGGCGAUGGAAGUAAAAAAGUGCAUGCAGGUGUCAUCACGUACUGGCACAAGAAACACACCAAGGGUUCCUUCCAGUAUAACGCACAUACCGGCGAGUUGAUCGUCGGUCGUACGGGUUUCUACUACGUUUACAGUCAAAUGUACUAUUACGACGGGACUUCGGUGCUACUCAACCACUAUACCCUAGUGAACGGGGUUAAGAUAUUGGGCAGUGCGUCCAGUGUGGUUAGCGCAAGAAGAAAAUACAACACCAACAGCCAUGGCGGCGUGUUYCUGCUUCGAAGGGGCGACAGGCUAUCAGUGUCGGUGUUUAUCAGCAAGAUAUAUUUGAUGAGGCCCGAGUAUACGUACUUUGGUGCGUUCAUGAUACACCCGGAACAAGACGCAAGAACACAAGAACACAAGCCUUCAGUUGUGGAGUCUGCAAAGGUAGCAUGGCCUGACAACCAACUAGAGACUCAAARAGCAGUACUCAACACAAUGCCCUCGCGAAGCCCAGACUUAAUGCUGUGUUGUACAGUGUCUGUUUUGCUGUUGUUUGUCGUGUGUACAACUGUAUACAUGGUUUUACAAUCUAGGCAGACUGUAGCACAGUCACACAGAAUAGAUGAGCUGGAGAAUCUUGUUAAACGACUUACUCAACGAGUUGUUACUCUAGAAACUCUCCUGGCUUCUAAAGAAGUGCUUGAUGGCAAAGAAGGGAAGAACGAUGAAAUCAAAUCAAGGAUCUUGAACGCGGAGGUCGCAUCAAAUCAAGAUAAAAGAAGGAAUCGUAGACAGUUUCUAAAAAUGAAAUGCGAUUGCAUUACAGGUCCUCCUGGGCCACCUGGCCCUCCUGGAGCACAAGGUCCUGCAGGACCGAAAGGAGCACAGGGCAAAAGUGGUAUAAAAGGCAGAAGAGGAAGACGAGGUCAUCAAGGACCCAAGGGUGAUCAAGGACCCAAUGGUGACCAAGGACCCAAGGGUGACCAAGGACCCAAAGGUGACCAAGGACCCAAGGGUGACCAAGGACCCAAUGGUGACCAAGGACCUAAGGGUGACCAAGGACCCAAGGGUGAUCAAGGACCCAAUGGUGAUCAAGGACCCAAGGGUGAUCAAGGACCCAAAGGUGAUCAAGGACCCAAGGGUGACCAAGGACCCAAGGGUGACCAAGGACAAAUAGGACCACAGGGUCUGAAUGGAAUCAAAGGAGAUAAAGGUGACAAAGGUCCCCCUGGAAAUCUGAAAAGUGCUAGUAUCCACUUGGUUGGAAAUGGUCAACGAUUUUCUCAAAUAGAUACAGCACAAAGUGUCACACAAUGGCGUAGAUCAAUGAAACAUGAGUCACGGGGCAGCUUCGAAUACCACAGGGCAACUGGGUCGAUAGUGGUCAAGAGACCUGGGUACUACUUUGUUUACUCCCAGAUGUUUUAUUGUGACGUAGACAAGCCUGUGAUGGGUCACUCAAUCACCGUGAAUAACAAAACGAUCAUGAAAAGCUUUUCGAACACUUAUCCUAAUCAUACAAGGAAAUAUAACACGAACUUUAACGGUGCCUUACUCCGCUUAUCGUCUGGUGAUCAGAUCAAAUUGAAAAUAUCCACAAGGGGCUCUACUUACUUUAUGGACCCUAGAGCCAGCUUCUUUGGAGCCUUUUUGGUCUAUCCCGUAAAGUAAGCUUGUACGCACGCCUUUUUGAGGGUACUCAUUUAGUAACUCGAUCAAAGGACGCUAUACACAGCCGUUAGUAUUAUAACAAGACCACAUACUUAUAGACCCUUUUAGAUCAUCAGUCACAAUGCGAUGCUGUGCAUUAUUUGCUUCGAUUCAAACACUGCUAUUAUCAUUUACAUGAUUUGUAAAAAGCGAAUCAAUUCCAAACACUUUAAUAAAACCUGAAUUUUUAAA
Molecule: messenger RNA, 2524 nt
Organism: Exaiptasia diaphana
Lineage: Eukaryota; Metazoa; Cnidaria; Anthozoa; Actiniaria; Aiptasiidae
Exons: 14
Coding region: 56-2293 (745 amino acids)
Biological process (GO): immune response
Cellular component (GO): membrane
Molecular function (GO): tumor necrosis factor receptor binding
Source: RefSeq, a predicted model, not a curated record